AUGUCAACAUUUCCAGCUAUGAGCGUUGACUUGAAAACAACCUGCUCCAUUGUCAGUGUUUUCAAAUACGACAAGAUGGAGAUCAUAGCCAAAGACUACGGUAACCGCAGAACCCCGAGUUGUGUGCCCUUCGCAGGUAAGGAACGUCUCAUCGGUAAGGCUGUAAUGAACCACAUGCACAAACAGGCCCUGUGGCUCGUCUACUGA
Messenger RNA from Echinococcus granulosus, 207 nucleotides. Its product is annotated as Heat shock protein cognate. The record is from RefSeq and is a predicted model, not a curated record. Lineage: Eukaryota; Metazoa; Platyhelminthes; Cestoda; Cyclophyllidea; Taeniidae. The transcript has a single exon. Gene Ontology annotation, molecular function: ATP-dependent protein folding chaperone; ATP binding. The coding region runs from base 1 to 207 and encodes 68 amino acids.